Cucurbita pepo subsp. pepo (vegetable marrow) is the source of this 3665-nucleotide messenger RNA. It is a transcript of the gene CHR24, whose product is annotated as chromatin remodeling 24. Lineage: Eukaryota; Viridiplantae; Streptophyta; Magnoliopsida; Cucurbitales; Cucurbitaceae. The record is from RefSeq and is a predicted model, not a curated record. Gene Ontology annotation, molecular function: ATP binding; DNA translocase activity.
CCGUUUCUCGCGCGAAGGACCGAAGCGGCGGCGAUGACUGAUAGAGGGAAUUAAUUCUAUUUCUUCCCAACGAUUUUAGGGAAGCGGGAAAGGUAUCGAAAUCCAUCGCAUGUAGUAUUCAAACACAAGACCAACAAAACCAAACUCCAUUUCCAAAACCCUCUGUCGGAUUUGUUCCGCCGGCGUCCAGAAUCUCUCCGGCAGAAGAAACGCUAAUCCAGUUCAACUCAGGCAUGGCCGAUUCCACGGCCAGUAGGAAGAAACCUCUCAGCUUGAACGAUCGUCAUUACCGCCUCCUUCAGGAUCUUUCUGCUCCACCCAAACCCUCUCUGGCAACCGCUCGUGAUCAGAGGGCAGGAGACGAAGAUGAAAAGCCCUCGAGAAUCGAACUUGAGAAUCAACGUCGCCUCAGUGAAGUAUCGACUAAUGUUGACGAACUUCAUGAUAAUAGUAUUCCGCAGUCUUCAGGUGUUAAUGUGGACGAACAGCCGAGGAAGGUUAAGAUUGGUGGCCGACGCCGUCUGUGCAAACUUUCGUCCCGAGAUGAUGGUUAUGUGGAUAAUCCAGUGGGGUUUGAUUCCAAUGAACCCAAUUUUUCUGGUAUUACAGAUUUUGAUUCUCCUUCUCCCCCACCUCCACCGCACUUGGAUCAUCGCGAUAACAAGGAAAGUGAUAUCAGGGAUAUUCUGAAUGACUUGAGCACGAAGCUUGAGCUUUUGUCUGUCGAGAAAAAGCGUGAAAAACCAAGAAAAUUUGAUUCUCUUGAAAACUUAUCUGCUUCUUAUUGUGGAAAAGGGAUCGAGGAAGCAAGUGAAGCCGAUGAACGUGAGGUUGAUAGUCUGAAGUUCUCCACCAACCCAUCUAAUUCCUUGUUAGGUGAAAAUGCAAAAGUUGAGAAUGUUGUUAAGACUCUUAACGACGGUUUGAGUGGUGAGUAUGGAGUAGAAAUUCCCCCAAAUAAGGUGAAGGUCGAUGUGUUUUACAAGGGAACUCAUGAAGUUGAUACGUGCACAGGGAGUGAACAACUUCUAAAUCUAGAAUAUGGAAACAAUAAACAUCACGAAGGACGAGAUAAAUACACGCAUCAGGAUGUCCAAAGGUCAUAUAAUUCCCUAGGAAAAACUCCUGCGUCGAUAGACGAAGGAGAGGUAGACCUUGAGGAUGAUUGCGUAGUUCUAAAUCGUGAAACCAGGAAUUUUAAUGAAGUGAGAAGGCGGCAUGACAAAUAUGAAAAGAAGAGUGAGGAUUCUGAUGGGAUUGACAUGUUUGAUAAAUCUGCUGAGGAUUUUAUAUUGGAGGGAAAAAGCUCCACUGGUCACAAGUCUGCUUUCAAAUUGCAAGGUAGAAUUGCAAAGAUGCUGUAUCCACAUCAGCGUGAAGGGUUGCGUUGGCUGUGGUCUCUACAUUGUCGGGGUAAGGGUGGAAUCUUAGGGGAUGACAUGGGUUUAGGGAAAACAAUGCAGAUUUGUGGCUUUCUAGCUGGACUUUUUUAUUCGCGUUUAAUAAAGAGGGUCUUGGUUGUGGCUCCUAAAACUCUCCUGCCCCAUUGGAUUAAGGAGUUAGCUGUUGUGGGUCUUUCUGAGAAGACGAGAGAAUACUAUGGGACGUCGGCUAAACUUCGACAGUAUGAGCUUAAUUAUAUUCUCCAGGAUAAAGGUGUUCUUCUGACGACUUAUGAUAUUGUAAGGAAUAAUUCAAAGUCUUUACAAGGAAACAGCUUCUUUGAUGAUGAAGAAACUGAGGAUGGAACAACAUGGGAUUAUAUGAUCCUUGAUGAGGGUCAUCUUAUAAAGAAUCCUAGCACUCAAAGAGCCAAAAGUUUGCUUGAAAUUCCUAGUGCUCAUCGCAUAAUUAUAAGUGGCACACCAUUGCAAAACAAUUUGAAGGAACUGUGGGCCCUGUUUAAUUUUUGCUGUCCUGACCUAUUGGGUGACAAGAAAUGGUUUAAGGAGUACUAUGAGUGUGCAAUUCUUCGUGGAAAUGACAAAAAGGCUUCUGAAAGAGAUAAGCGUGUUGGUUCAAUGGCUGCAAAGGAGUUACGGGAACGUAUCCAACCCUACUUUUUGCGUCGUAUGAAGAGUGAAGUGUUUAACGAGGAUAAUGAUCAAGCUGCUACCAAACUCUCUAAAAAGAAUGACAUUAUUGUUUGGCUCAAAUUGACUAGUUGUCAGCGAAAACUUUAUGAAGCUUUUUUGAAGAGUGAAUUGGUACUUUCAGCAUUUGAUGGCUCACCAUUGGCUGCUCUUACGAUUCUUAAGAAAAUAUGCGAUCAUCCACUUCUUUUGACGAAAAGAGCAGCUGAAGAUCUAUUGGAAGGAAUGGAAACUGUGCUAAGCCCAGAAGAUGCUGGUGUAGCAGAGAAGCUGGCCAUGCAUUUAGCAAAUGUGGCUGAUAGGGAUGAUUAUGAAGUGUAUAACGACAAUGUCUCUUGCAAAAUAUCCUUCAUAAUGUCUUUAUUGGAUAAUUUGAUCCCGAAGGGGCAUAAUGUUCUAAUCUUCUCUCAAACUCGCAAGAUGCUCAAUCUUAUUGAGGAAUCACUAUUAUCCAAUGAUUAUGAGUUCUUGCGAAUUGACGGUACUACAAAAGCCACCGACAGAGUAAAGAUUGUAAAUGAUUUUCAAGAAGGUAGAGGACCUUCUAUUUUUCUCUUGACAUCUCAAGUUGGUGGUUUAGGUCUUACACUUACCAGAGCAGAUCGUGUAAUUGUAGUAGAUCCUGCCUGGAAUCCAAGUACUGAUAACCAAAGUGUUGAUCGAGCAUACCGAAUUGGACAAAAGAAAGAUGUUAUAGUGUACAGAUUAAUGACUUGUGGGACUGUUGAAGAAAAGAUCUACAGGAAACAGAUUUAUAAAGGGGGACUGUUUAAAACCGCAACAGAGCACAAAGAACAGAUACGGUACUUUAGUCAACAGGAUCUUCGGGAGCUUUUUAGCCUUCCAAAAGACGGGUUCGAUAUAUCUGUUACACAGCAACAAUUGCAUGAGGAACAUGAUCGACAAAUUACAAUGGACGAUUCUUUGAAAUGUCACAUAAAGUUCCUGGAAACACAAGGUAUUGCAGGAGUUAGUCACCACAAUUUGCUCUUCUCUAAGACAGCUCCAGAACCUGUGCACGUAUUGGAGGAAGAAGAGGCAUCGUUCAGGAGGAAUAAGGAGUUUGCUUUUGGUGAAAGAGCAACAUCAAGUUCUUCACCCGAUCCUGAUACAGAUGGGGCAAGGUUUGCUUUUAACCCAAAGGAUGUGAAGUUGAAUAGAUUUGCUACAAAUGCAAGCAGCAGUCCAAGCAAGCCAACUGAAAGGGAAAUCAAAGAGAGAAUCAAUCGGCUGUCCCAAACUCUAGAAAAUAAGGUACUUAUCUCAAGAUUACCAGACAGGGGGGAAAGAAUUCAGAAGCAAAUUGUUGAACUGAAUUUACAGCUUUCUGAAUUGAAGAGAAAAGAACAUGAAUGUGAAGUCAUCGACAUCACCGACGAGUUUCAGAAGGUGCUGAAUGUAUAGUUUGUAUUGUGAUGCGAAGACUGAAUCUUCUCACGAGUGAGGCUUGAGGCUGACUAUAUAUGUAUUUUGAGACAAGAACUGAGGUUUUGUUCUUUAAUAUGCUACACAAAUCAUCGAGUCUUAUCCCUAAAAAAUUAAUCGAAUGUGCAUCUAAAUUAUUAUUUAGUA